Molecule: messenger RNA, 2082 nt
Organism: Colletotrichum lupini
Lineage: Eukaryota; Fungi; Ascomycota; Sordariomycetes; Glomerellales; Glomerellaceae
Product: PNG1
Exons: 5
Coding region: 1-2082 (693 amino acids)
Biological process (GO): protein quality control for misfolded or incompletely synthesized proteins; protein deglycosylation; glycoprotein catabolic process
Cellular component (GO): nucleus; cytosol
Molecular function (GO): peptide-N4-(N-acetyl-beta-glucosaminyl)asparagine amidase activity
Source: RefSeq, a predicted model, not a curated record
AUGAGGAGCCAGCCAGAGAGCGGCGUGCGUACGCUUUCUGCUGCUUUUCGCACUCCUCCCGCUCCCACCACGCAGCACACGCAACGCAACGCAACGCAACUUCUCUCCCACCUCUACCUACCUACGUACGCUUGCUCGCUACCUUACGGAUACUGCUGGCGUACGUUACGUCCGCUCUUUUGCUCCCAUCAAUUCCCCUGGCGGCCCACUCCCCAAUCGCACCCUCCUCUCCGCCCGCUACCAACCCUUUCAACACCCCCAUCCCCCCCAUCCCAUCCCUUCCUUCUCGACACCGCACUUCACUCGCCUUCUGAAAUUCGAUUCUCGAUUUCUACCGACGACAAGGCACGGAAUCUUGCGAACCAACAAAUACUCUCCCGUAGCGGCCACGAUCGCUUCGCUGGGACUCGCAUUCACCCUCAUGACCGACGCCUGAAAUACUCCCGACCGACCCGGAACAGACGAGAAGCAACCCGGCUUUGGGAACAACACCAUAGGCAGCUCCAAGCCCGACUGGAAGACAUAGCAGUUGCGCAGCCUUCGACGACCAACAAUUUCGACGACGACGACUUCCACUCUUUAAACUCUCUAUCCGUUUCUUCUCCUCCCUUCUUCGACACUCUCAACAUUAGCAUCCACUUAACCACCGACGACUUUGAGAUGGACGGCCACGGUUACCCCCCGGGCGAAGGCCCCCCGAACGGCGAUGGAGAGUACGGCGAAGAGUGGGCUCGCGACCUAAGGGUAAAGUUCGAGUCACUUCUUCGUGACAAGCGUAUGACCGAACUUCGAACUACCUCUCGCCAAGGCACUCCUCAACCCAGAGAGAGCGCAAGCAGUGCCAACCUCCGUGGUCUCGCAUCACCCGGUCCCGGUCGACCUUCAACUUCACACAGCUCGACACCAAUGCCGCCGACACCACCUGCUUACUCUCGCCACCUUCCCAAGAUUCCCACACCACCCGCCGCCCACGACCGCGAUUCACAAAAAUUCCGCAACCUGAUGAUCAGUCUUUCUCUCACUCCGACAAAGUACGAAAACCCUGGUUUGUUGGACGAGGCUCUGCAGUGCAUACCCCUCGACCGGAUAUACGGCGAGGCGGAAGAGGAGUGCCAAGUGAUGCAGGCCGAGGCUGAGAGUAUGGGAGAUGGACGCAAAGCCACUUGGGGCUACCAAGAUUGCGUUAUCCGCGCACUACUGAGAUGGUUCAAGCGAUCAUUCUUCACCUGGGUCAACAACCCCCCGUGCCCUGUAUGCCUUUCGCCCACAAUCGCCCAAGGCAUGACGCCCCCGACGCCCGACGAGAGUGCAUGCGGUGCCCUUCGAGUCGAGCUCUACAAAUGCUCAGCCGGAGACUGCGGCGCUUACGAAAGAUUCCCCAGGUACGGCGAUGUUUGGAGACUACUGCAUACCCGCAGAGGACGUGUUGGAGAGUGGGCGAACUGCUUCAGCAUGCUUUGCCGUGCCAUGGGAGGCAGAGUUCGUUGGAUCUGGAACGCAGAGGACCACGUCUGGACUGAGGUAUACUCCGAGCACCAGAAGCGAUGGGUCCACGUCGACGCCUGUGAGGAGGCAUGGGACAACCCGCGCCUUUACACCGAGGGCUGGGGUAAGAAGAUGUCCUACUGCAUCGCUUUCUCUAUCGAUGGCGCCACCGAUGUCACCCGCCGAUACGUACGCAAGAGCGAUUUCUGUGCAGAGCGCAACAGAUGCCCCGAAGAGGUCCUGCUCUACAUCCUGAACGAGAUCAGAGGCCUGCGUCGCGGCAACAUGAACAAGGAUGAAAAGUUCAGACUCGAGAAGGAGGACAGCCGCGAGGACCGCGAGCUUCGGGGAUAUGUCAUCAAGUCUAUUGCCCAGGCCGUCACCGACCUCGUUCCUGGAAUGCCCAGCCCAUCGGCGAGCAGCGCACCCCCUCCCCGUCAAGCAGCUCCUCAAAGACGCGACGACACCAAGUUGCCUGCUGAACAGCCCGGUCGCCAGACCGGAUCCGCGGAGUACCUCGCGGCACAGGCCAACGCAAACGCAAGGCAUCACCAGUUUCCCCCGCACGACCCGAGCCGCCGCCGCGAUCUGCCUUGA